CACGACGGUGGCGGCGGGGUUUGUGUGCGCGAGAGGCCGCCGAUAAAGGUUGAGUGCCUCGCGCCGGGGGCCGUGGGGAGGGAGCGCGCCCCCGCCCCCUCCCGGGCCGCGGGUCCCCCAGCGCAGUGCCGGGCCCCGCUUCCCGUCAGCCCCCGCGGGAAGGCCCUGGGGUUCUCUUUGAUCCCCCCUCCCCGACCGGGGCCACAGGUUUAGAAGGAUCCAGCCCAAAGGCUAAUGUGGUCACAGAAAAGAGUGUCAGCCAUCUGCAGCUAGGAGAUAUGCUUAAAGGAAAGACUCAGCAGCAAGGAGCUGGGGGAUUCAUUAUAUGCACUGUAGGGUGUUAAGAAGCACCGCUGUCCCUGCACUUGACAAGCAACAGCCAGUGUCUCCAGACAUCACAAGGGGUCUCCUGAGUGGGAAGACAGUUGGCUCAGUUGGGAACCAUUGGUGCCUGGAUUGGAGCAUGAAAACAUUGUUCAGAUCGCUUUUCUUUUUCCAGUCAUCGGCAUGGUCAGUGACAAGGUCACUGGGUAGGAACAGGGAACAAGAGGAUUUCAGUUGGGGAAGAAAUAUGAGGGAGCAUGGGGCUCAGAGAAAGUGCUGUGUGAGGUGAGAAGCAUGGGCUGUGUUCUGAGUUGUAGGCCUGAAUGUAUGCAUGGGCAGGAUGUACCAGGGAGAGUGUGUACAAGGCUGGUAACUCUGGUAGCGAUGGCAUGAUGGAAGGAGGUUGCAGAUCCUCUGGGAACAGGAUGUCAUCAUGUUGUUGUAAAAAUAUAAAAAAUAAAAAAAGUAUGGGUUGUCUUUUAUCCUGCUAGGUCACACUGCAGUGCCCCAAGAUAUCUGCUAGGUAUCGUGUCCGAAACACAUCCCAACUCAGCGGCGGUCCAGAACAGCCACCGCACACUUUCCUACACUCAAACCAUCACACAAAAGAACACACAACACAAUAACCUUAGAUUCAAUUGGUAAGAUAUAAUUGCCCACCUAAACAUACAAAGCCCAGUACCAUCCAUCUGUUAAGAACAUUUGUAACAACCUGUAAAGGUACAGCAUGGAAUCUUAACAUCACCCGCCAUAUUCUCCUGCUACAGCUUUCUCUCCCUUUCCUCCUGUCUCCUCCUUUCCGUUCCAGUCUCCUCCUCUUCUUUCAAACUUCUCUCCCGCCCAUCCUUCCUUCUCCUCCAAUGACAGGCCUCCUUCUAUCCUGUACCUGCCCCUCACCUGUAUUUUACAAAUUCAAUGGGGAGAAGGUUCUGGUGAAGUCACCUGAUUCCUGAGUACGGGACUAGGCAGCUGUCCUUGGGACAGUAGAAUUAGCAUCAAAAUACAGAUAACUCCAGGACAAACCACAUCAUCAUCACUAGGGGUUUGGGGGACCUGAGAGUGGAUGGUGGAAUGGGAUGCCUAAGGCUCUGAUCACUCCUCGGUGGCUUUGCUUAGAGUGAAAUUGUUUAGGGUGAGGUGGGGGGGGGGGGGACGACAAGUGUUGAGGUGGAGAGGUAGGAGGUAACUCUUCAAAACAGGCAGGAAACAAAGCCAGAGGCUUCUUCCAAGGGACUGAUGACAGAGGGAGCCAUUGUCCUCCUAAAAGCAGGACUCUCUCAAGAGACCACCCCUUCUUGGAUGUGUUUGCUUCCUACUUCCUAGAGGAGCUCCUUUGCUGAGAAGUUUCCCCUCCAGGUGUGAUGGCCGGCUCCCACAUGGACAUGGUGCCAGCUUCCACCAUGGAGGGAACUGGGGAAAAGCCAGAUUCCACUACCCCAGCACCCACCCCUGCUGCUCAGUAUGAGUGCGGGGAAUGUGGCAAGUCCUUCAGGUGGUCAUCUCGGCUCCUGCAUCAUCAGCGCACUCACACAGGUGAACGGCCCUAUAAAUGUCCGGACUGCCCCAAAGCCUUCAAGGGUUCCUCAGCCCUUCUCUACCACCAGCGGGGCCAUACGGGUGAGCGGCCCUAUCAGUGCCCUGACUGCCCCAAAGCCUUCAAGCGCUCCUCCUUGCUGCAGAUUCACCGCAGUGUGCACACAGGCCUGCGGGCCUUCACCUGUGGCCUCUGUGGUCUGGCCUUCAAGUGGUCAUCCCAUUACCAAUACCACUUGAGACAGCAUACUGGUGAGCGGCCCUACCCGUGUCCUGACUGCCCCAAGGCCUUCAAGAACUCAUCCAGCUUAAGGCGCCACCGGCAUGUGCACACGGGAGAACGCCCUUACAGCUGCAGCAUUUGUGGGAAGAGCUUUACUCAGAGUACCAACCUUCGCCAGCAUCAGCGGGUACACACGGGCGAGCGCCCCUUUCGUUGUCCACUUUGUCCCAAGACCUUCACACACUCCUCCAACCUGCUGCUACACCAUCGCACCCACAGCCCUGCCCCCAGCCCCGCCCCCGCCCCUGCCCCAGACCCCACCCCCACAGGGGAGACCAGCAGAGCUGGCACCAAGGUUCUGGUCUCUGAUGCCUACUUGCAGCCCCGCAGCCCACCUGAGCCUCCAGCCCCACCACCCCAGCCCCCACCUGUGGUGCCCGAAUUCUUUUUGGCUGCUGCUGAGACUACAGUGGAGCUGGUAUACCGCUGCGAUGGUUGCGAGCAGGGCUUCAGUAGCGAGGAGCUCCUCUUGGAGCACCAACCAUGCCCAGGUCCCACUGUGGCCACCCAGCCCCAGGAUGUGCCUGCCGAGCUGCCCCAGGCUGACUCUGCUCUGCAGCCCCCACCUGCCACUACUGGCCCUUCUAAUUUUGCUUGCCUUCCUUGCGGGAAAUCCUUCCAGACAGUGGCAGGCCUGUCCCGUCACCAGCACAGCCAUGGUGCGGCCAGUGGACAGGCCUUUCGCUGUGGUAGCUGUGAUGGUGCCUUCCCACAACUGGCCAGCCUGUUGGCUCACCAGCAGUGCCACGUGGAGGAGGCGGCAGCUGGACGCCCACCACCUCAGGCUGAAGUUGCAGAAGUCACCUGUCCCCAGGAACCUGUAGCCCCAGCCACUCCUGCUCCACCUCCUCCUCCACCUGCCCCAGUUUCUGCAGAGCGGCCCUACAAAUGUGCAGAGUGUGGCAAGGCCUUCAAGGGUUCUUCCGGGCUGCGCUACCACCUGCGGGACCACACAGGUGAGCGGCCCUACCAAUGCGGGGAGUGCGGCAAAGCCUUCAAGCGCUCCUCCCUGCUGGCUAUCCACCAGCGUGUGCACACGGGCCUGCGAGCCUUCACCUGUGGCCAGUGUGGCCUCACCUUCAAGUGGUCGUCCCACUACCAGUACCAUCUGCGACUUCAUUCUGGUGAGCGGCCCUAUGCCUGCACUGAGUGUGGCAAAGCCUUCCGUAACACUUCGUGCCUGCGGCGCCACCGGCACGUGCACACUGGCGAGCGGCCCCACUCGUGUAGCGUGUGUGGCAAGAGCUUCGCACAGACCUCCAACUUGCGGCAGCACCAACGUGUGCACACGGGCGAGCGACCCUUCCGUUGCCCGCUCUGCCCCAAGACCUUCACACACUCCUCCAACCUGCUGCUGCACCAGCGAACUCAUUCUGCGGAGCGCCCUUUUGCCUGCCCCAUUUGUGGCCGAGGCUUUGUCAUGGCCGCCUACCUGCAGCGGCAUCUGAGGACGCACACCCCAGCCACUACAACUUCGGGGACCACUGGCCCUGCUGUAGCAUCGCAGCCCCCUACCCCAUUGGCUGCAGCUCCAACUCCACUGGCCGCUCAAGAUGUUCAUGUUCUCCCUAACCUACAGGCCAUACUUUCACUCGAAGUAGCUGGGGGCACAGCUCAGGCUACACCCCCAGGCCCAGUUGCCCCCAGUUCACAGACAUUUCUCCUGGUACAGACUGCCCAGGGCCUCCAGCUGAUUCCUAGCAGUGUCCAGCCCCCUACCCCACCACCACCGCCUCCACCCCCUAAACUCAUUCUGCUGCCUCCUGCCAGUGCUGGAGGUAUGGGCAAUGGUGCUGCAAGGCCAGGCCCUCGGGCUGUUGGGAAAGCUGGACAGGGGACAGGGGUAGUGUGGUUUCCCGGCCCAGGUGGUCUAGGGGUGCAAGGAGGAGGCAAUGCUGGGACUAGCGGGGGCGGGCAGAGCCUCAUUGUUCUACAGAAUGUAGGGAGUGGGGAGACAGGACCACAGGAAGUGAGUGGGGUUCAGCUUCAGCCAGCACAGGAAGUGGCCACGGUCCAACUACAGCCUGCACAGGAAGUGACCACAGUCCAGCUACAACCAGCACAGGAGGUGACUACAGUCCAGCUCCAGCCCCUGACAGGACAAGUCUCCAAUUCUAGUGGAGGAGCUGUGGCUACCGAGGCUCCAAACCUGCUGGUGGUUCAGAGUGGGGCAGCUGAAGAGUUGCUGACCAGCUCUGGACCUGGGGAAGUGGGAGACAGUGAGGCCAGCGCUGGUAUGGUUCAGGAUGUCCUGUUUGAGACAUUGCAGACAGAUGAGGGGCUGCAGAGUGUGCUGGUGCUGAGUGGAGCGGAUGGGGAACAGACUAGGCUCUGUGUGCAGGAGGUGGAAACGCUUUCGCCUGGACUGACCGAGCCAGCUGCCACUGACCCAUCAGGACAGAAACUCCUUAUUUUUCGUAGCGCCCCAGCUGCUGACCUUCUAGAAAGUAGCAGCGUUGCAGGAGGUACCACAACGCUGCAACUCCUGGCCCCACCAGCACCUGGCCCGGUCUCUGCCCCUGUGGGGGUGCCUGUAGCUCCCCCAUCCCAGAUGGUACAAGUGGUCCCCGCAGUGACUGGACCAGGGGUCAUGCCUCCCCAGAACUUGCCCUCCAUCCAGAUAGUGCAGACUCUGCCUGCAGUCCAGUUGGUACACACGUUUUGAAGAGACCCAGUAGCAGCUCUGUCACAAACCCUCUUCCCCCGCAAUUAACUGUUCUCCUCAGCUGGGCUGGGGUCAGCCCCAGAGUCAAGGGGGCUGCUGGCUGGACUUGCUAAUAAAGACCCAGAAUCUC
Messenger RNA from Rattus norvegicus (Norway rat), 4935 nucleotides. Lineage: Eukaryota; Metazoa; Chordata; Mammalia; Rodentia; Muridae. The record is from RefSeq and is a predicted model, not a curated record.